Molecule: messenger RNA, 7200 nt
Organism: Alosa sapidissima (American shad)
Lineage: Eukaryota; Metazoa; Chordata; Actinopteri; Clupeiformes; Clupeidae
Product: immunoglobulin superfamily DCC subclass member 3
Exons: 14
Coding region: 66-2252 (728 amino acids)
Biological process (GO): cell-cell adhesion; axon guidance
Cellular component (GO): axon; plasma membrane
Molecular function (GO): protein binding
Source: RefSeq, a predicted model, not a curated record
GCAAGGAGGACACCUGCAAAGUGAAGACUGUCAUUUCUCUGGAAAAGAGGAGCCAGUGCGUUAAAAUGAAGCCUCGGAUUCUAAUAGUCUUUCUACUGUCCAUCUGUUCCUAUCUGUGCAAUGCUUCAGAGUUGGCCUUCCUAUUAGAACCCAAUGAUGUCAUCGCCGUGCGUGAAAAACCCCUGAUGCUGAACUGCCAAGUCGAGGGCGAGGGCCCCAUCACUGUGACGUGGCGCAAGAACGGCGUUCCGGUGCCCACGGGUCCUGGCGCCCGAGCCCUGCUCAUGCCCAACGGAACCCUUCUCAUCCCAAGCUUCCAGAAGAGGCGAGACGGGGACGCCACUGAUGCUGGGGACUACCACUGUGCUGCCCAGAACCACUUCGGCAUGCUGGUCAGCCGCAAGGCCCACGUGAAGCUGGCAUCCCUGCCGAAGUUCCACACUCACCCGGAGUCCAUGUCCGUGAACGAAGGUGGAGUGGCUCGCUUUCAGUGCCAAGUCAACGGGAUCCCCGAGGCUAACAUCACCUGGGAGAGAGACCGCGUGUCCGUCAACACCAAGGACAGCAGGUACACUCUGCUGCCCAUGGGCAUCCUGCAGAUUACAGGAGUGCGACGUUCCGAUGCCGGCCUCUUCCGCUGUGUGGCCACCAACAGCGCCAACACGCGCUAUAGCCACGAGGCCCAGUUCAACGUCACAGGUGGUCCUCCCCGUGUGUACAAAGAGCCAGUGAUUCUGUCAGGUCCUCAGAAUCUUACCAUCAACGUCCACGAGACAGCCAUCUUGGAAUGCAUUGCCACUGGCAACCCUCGGCCCAUCGUGUCCUGGAGCAGGCUGGAUGGUCGCUCUAUUGGUGUGGAGGGCAUCCAGGUGCUGGGUACGGGGAACCUGAUGAUCUCCGACGUUACUCUCCAACACUCUGGUGUGUACGUGUGCGCUGCUAACCGCCCCGGUACCAGGAUGAGGCGUACGGCGUUGGGCCGACUGGUGGUGCAAGCUCCUCCUGAGUUUCUGCAGUGGCCGCAGUCUGUGUCUAAACCACUAGGUGGCAGCGCUGUGUUCUCCUGUGUGGCCCAGGGUGUCCCUGAGCCUCACCUUAUUUGGCUGAAGAAUGGCAAGAUUCUGACUCCUGGUGACAAUGUCAAACUCACCAACAACAACAGCACCCUUGCCUUGACUCGCAUCACCUCUGAGGAUGAGGCGAUCUACCAGUGCAUUGCCGAGAACAGCGCCGGCACCAACCAGGCGAGCGCACGGCUGGCGAUCUCUCUGGCCAAGGAGCUGCCCGACGCCCCGGCCGGCCUCAAGGCCACUGCGCUCUCCAGCGCCUCGCUGCAGGUGUCCUGGACGCAGCCGCCCGCUGAGGUCACAGAUGGAAUCAUCGGAUAUGUGCUGCACAUCCGUAAGAUCUGUGAGCCAGACAGCAAGGAGCUCCAGGAGGCUAUCAGCAAGACCACCUUCCAGCAUGACCUGACAGACCUGGACCCUGCCACCACCUACUCCAUCUACCUGAAGGCCUACUCUGCUCUGGGGGCCAGCUCAGCGUCCAGCACUGUGGUGGCUACAACACUAGGGGGAGUGCCCAAUACGCCAACCUUCUUCACGAAGGUGCUGAACUCCACUGCGGUGCAGGUGCUGUGGGAGCUGCCCAGUAAGACUGGCAAGGCCGAGGGCUUCCGACUGUCCUACCGCAGGGUCCCCCAUGGAGAGUUUCAGGGGCCUCUGCAGAUGCCUUGCCACGCCAAUGCCCACACCAUCACCCAUCUAGAGCGAGGUGCUGUGUACGAGGUGAAGCUGGCGGCCUACAACGGCAACGGGGAGAGCGACUGUUCCAAGAGGCUGGUGUCUCUGGCAGAGGAUGGGACCAGUGCCAAGACUAGCAGUGAAGGAGAGACCCAGUGCAACUGCAGACAGGGCAUGGAAGGCUCCAUGGGUGGCAUUGUGGUGGGCAUUCACAUUGGCAUGGCCUGCAUCAUCUUCUGUGUGCUCUUCCUCAUGUUUGGAUACCGGCGCAGGAAGGGGACCCAGGACAGUUGGUCAGUGCCACGGGGGGGCGAUGGUGGACACCACACUCAGAAUAACGGGGUACCCAAACCAGGGGUGACCCAACCGGCUGAAGCCAUUGAGUUAGUGCCUCAGGGUCGUGACCCCACGAGCCAAGGAGGUGCUCCAGCAACUCGCCCAGGGCAGUGUCACGUUCUCAUCGAGCAGCACCCAUCUAACCUGCCUGGCGCAGGCACGGGCACUGGCUAGCACUAACCCCAUACCCUCAUCCCUUAAAACGGUUUGCCCCCCCUCCCCUCCCUUCACCUAUGGUUCCUCCACAUGGCCUGCCCACCAAAGCCCUAUACCCCCCCCCCCCCCCUUAAAGUCUGUCAAUGUUAGCCACGUCUAACUGUCCGUAACCAAAAACUGCUGCUAAAGUAGAGGGGAUUGAUAUGACCCCUGCCACAGGCUGAGUUUAAUGAUGACUUUGAGGUCUUCUUCUCUAAGCUUCAUUAGACUCCCAUCACACAAAAAAACUAAAACAUUGGUGUCUACGCCCCUCUCCCUAUGAGCAACCUUUCCCUAGUUCCUCUCUUUAAACCAAAGCUUUACAAAGCCUUUAUGAUCUGCCUGCCAUGUGUGCUUUUGUCCAUGUAUGUUAGCGCUGAAUGUUCGCCUUAGGAGAUAUUAACAUGACCGUGACACGUGUGAUGCUCGGUUACUAAAAAAAUUAUUUCCCAUAUGCUGUGCUAUGAAGAAGAGGACAGCACAGUGCCGUUCAAUACUGAGAAAAGCUAUGUAAUAUUACCAUAGGACUUUCUGCUUUAACCAAAACUUUCCCUUCAAUGCAAUGGUGUCCUGUGAUAAUAUUAUGUACCACUCUUGCACUACGAUGGUUAAACCCUAGUUGGAGCCAAAUAUUCAGACAUACUAGGGAGUUAGAAAAUGUAUAGAUUUCAGAAGUUGGGGACAGGUGCUUGUUUGACUGUCUCCUCAUGUGUUUGGCCUUAGCUCUGCAAUACCAACAGAUACACAAUGCGGCCUUUGACUGUAGCCUUGCGAAAAGUGUGAGUCUGAUAGAGUUGAUUGUUGCUUUUCACCGUGUUAGCCUCGAGGCAGGCCAACUCGGAGGAACCGUAGAGGCAACCGUUUGCUCCUAAAAGCCCCUUAAAAAAAGAGUCCUUUCCCCCACACCUUUCCUGCCUUCUGGCUCGAGUCCUUCCCCAAAGUUCCAUACAAUACCUCCAAAGAUAGCUACCUCAGAAUGUCCGAGCCAUAGUUGAGAGCAAUGUUUGCCUGCUGCUGUUUGAGCAAGCCUACCUCAGCCAAAAAGAAAACCCUGAAAAUAACCCUUCCUUUCUCUUCACGCCAAGCUCCCUAUGCCCUCCCUUCCCAAAUUCCCCCGUGCCCCCUCCUCUCCUACCUACCCUCCUACCCCCCUACUCAGAGUGCCACAGCCAGUGUUCCGUGCCAGCCAGUGCCGAUGCCCAUGCUCAGUAGCCCAUCAGGUUGACUGCCAUGGAGAGUGGGACCCUGGGCUCAGAAUGUCCACAGCAGCCGUCCAUCACCCCUGUUGACCUCCUCCUCCUCCGAUAUUCUUCUGCCUUAUCCAAAUAUGUGCCAUGGAUGGAUGUCUCUCUCACGCAGAAUAUUUUUUUUCUCACGUUUGUUGUCUGACUGCCAGUUUUUUUGUCUUUAGGCUACCAAAAAAUGAAGGCAUAAGUCUGAGAAGGCACUGUGCUUUUCUUUCUUUUUUUAAAAAAAAGCCCAUAGACUGCUGGCACAACAGAUUCUGCCCAAAAAAGUGAUGCCUAUGCCAUGUCUAGUGCUGGCAUGGACGGAUACCUCCUCUCCUCUGCUUUAACGUCUUCCACGGGAGGAUUUUUCUAUGGAAAGUAUGGACCUAUACGAGUGUUUCCAUGACUUGAUAUUUUUGCCUUAUGGGGAUGCUCUUGGCCUUUCUGUGGAAUCCUUCAGGAGAUCUUCUGAUACCAAAAAUACCCUGCAACUUUUGAAGAGCCCAUCCUACUGAGGUAUACCGGGUGGCUUUUGUUGUCUACACCCAACAGGUGAUCUUUCUGAGCCGAGUCCCAAAAAAAAGGUCUGCUCUCCAGAUGCCAAAUCGGUUGCCGUGGGAAUGACUGGGCGCGUGCUGAUGGCUGACCGUGUUUCAGGGUUACCUGGGAGACUGAUAUUUGUACGUACCUCACUGUGACUCCUGCCACGGACGUGCACGGACAUGGCUAGCUUCCAAUACUUGACAGCCUGUCCAAAAAAAUACGUUUUUUAUAUGAAAACCAAGCUGAAUGGUAUCCAAAGAUGUAAAAUGUUAAGAUGGUUUUCGUUCUGUUUCUUUUUCCUAGCAUUCUUUUGAGAUGUACUUAAUGUCAUUCUCAUUUCAGUUUCUCAUAGUUCCUGUUUUAAGGGGUAGCCACCAUGAGAAAUGCUUUUCCUGAACCAAAGCCAAUUGUUACAUGCAGAUUUCUAGGGAUUUGCUGACUAACAGUUGAAUAACACAGGUUAGUGAUUAACCACGGCUCACCUCUUUUGAUUUGGAACUGUCACAUUUGCUUUGAAUUUACGAUUUAACUUUAAAAAGAUUAACCAAAAUGAAAAUGGGAUAUAUUUUCAAGGAGAUUUUCUAUGUGAAUAAUGAAAUAUAUGACAGUGGAAUUAUUGGCAAAAAACUUAGAUGAAAUAAUAAUGUGACCAAAUACCUUCUACAUAUUUUGACAUUCAUAGUCUUUAUCUUUUGUACCACUUUCUCUUGACCAAAGCACAGAGUGAGGUGAGAAUGUAUAGGUGUGUGUGUGCUCUGUGAUUGGCUGACAGUUGGUUUGUCCUUGGGACAGUGGAAGCUUGACGGAACCUUACAGAAGCAAAACCAUUUGUGCAAAGAAACAUUUCAUCAUAGUCAGACGACUAGAUGAGCCAAAGAAUAUUAUGUUCAAGAGUAUCAGAAAAGCCUCCUGUGCUUUAUCUGGUUUAACUUUCCUUUUCCCUCUGUUGUAAGAGAUUGGUCAUACGAUCUAAAGCUCUUUGCCAAGAUGAUGGUCUUGGCACCAAAGAAUUGUACUGUGAAGGGGCUUUCAUGGUCUAGGCCAACCAAAAGCAGAACCAAAAGAGGUGUUCCUUGAAAAGCUCCACUGUCCGCAAGGUCAACCUACAGAACCGAGAUGAGUGUUAAAGGUUUAACCAAAAAGCUACAGUUGAAACGAGUCAAAGACGUGACUCCAGUCUGAGAUUAUUGAGAUAGAAACAGUGUGAGGUGGCUGUGAUAUACCAAAAGACAGAGCGAGAGAGAGAAAAGAAGGACGUUUGUAACAUGGGAAAUUGUUUGGAUUUGUUUUUAUCUCCCCUUCCCACUAGUGUGAAUCUUAGUAGUGGUAAACCUUAGCUUGCUCAUUAUUCAGAAAUUACAAAACUUUGUUUGCUGGAUAUGUUUGCAGAACGUGUCUCUUAUGUUUUCUCCUUUUACCCAGCAUAAUGUUAUGUUCUUCCUGCUAUGUGCAGGCAAUGUUGCCAAAAUGAAGAUGUUCAUUUUUUUAAACGUUAUGAUUAUUAUUAUUAUAAUUAAUGUUAUUAUUGUUGUUGUUUUCUGUUGUUUUAUGUUCACACUCUUGUUUAUGGCCUGGCAUCUUAUUUUGAAGCAGUAUUAGAAUAAUGUGCAAAUGUUCAAUAGGAAAGUUAAACUCAUGGUGGGUCUUGCGUAAGAUGAUAUAUGGUUCAAAACGUCAACAAAUCCUGACUUCCAUCCUUUUAGUUGAGCAUGUUAACUGAAUGUUACAGUAAACUGUAAUCUUUUGUCUUUAGAAACAUCUACCUCCUGUACCUUCACAGGAAUAUUGUUUCAUUCAUUCUCUAGCCUAGAUUGCAAUCCCUUAUUGAGCCCAAUACAUUGACUUAGAGAAAGGAAAGGGAGAACAUCCAUUAUAGAGUAGCCUGCACAGUAGCACAGUACCAAGGACAUCCAUGUUCUAUACAGGCUUCAGUAUAUUGAGCCAUAUUCUUCUGACGUCUUGACCCAUCAGGUAGAAAAAAAGAAAGAAAAAAAUGAUAGAGAAUUAGAAACUAAAGGCUUGAACCAAUGACAGAGCAACAGCAAUGCUUUAAUACCUGCUUUAAAUAUUUAGUUCUCAAACAUACCCAAUCUGUGUAUGUCUGUGUGUCCCAUGAACCUGAAAAGCUUUAAACCUUUCUUUGAGGCAGGGAUACGCACCUGUGUCUCAGACCAAAAAAUUGUGAAAGAUGGGAUACGUAGGCAUUGUGUGUUUUUGUGGAUCAAAAUGAGCUGACAGAAGAGACCAAGCAGCUGCCAUUAUUUCACCAGGUGUUUGUUUUUUUUAUUUUAUUUUAUCUAUUAUAUUUAUACACUAUCAUUGCACAUGUACUGUUUAUCUCAGAUAGUUCAACUGUUUUGAAUUUUUAGGGAGCCAAUACUGAUAUAGUUCAAAUGUCGACUUCAAAAAAAUAGUUGUUUAAGCUGUUUAAGUUUAAUAUAUUUGGUUAAAAUUAACAGAAAUCACCACCAUCAAUUUUUUCAGCCUUGCCAAGUCAAGAUGCAGAGGCAGAGGAGCUGCCACUUUACGGCAUCUAUUAAAAACAGCUAUGGCAUUUUCCUGUGUCAGGCUGUGCAUCAUUCUCUGUAGAGCUCGGACAUUAAGUUGCCAAGUAUAACUGCCAUAUUAAUGUGAUAUUUGCAGCUCAUUUGCUGCCAGACGUUAAUUGAGAUGCUGGUCAUCGCUCGAAAAGGAGAGGAAGGUGAAAUGCUGUGGAUGCUCUUUCUGGAAAUUCUACUUGCCAAAAGCCUGAUCAAUCGAGUAAAUCUCUGCCCUUCUCCAAGACCCUCUCCACAUUCUCCACUGCAUAUUAAAUGCUUUCUGGCUUUAUCAUUUAAUUAAGAGGGAGAGGUGAUUUGCCAUAUUUUCCCCCACACACACAUCAGUUAAUAAGCAACUGUGACUAAAUGUCUAAAUUGAAUGGGCAGUACAUUCAAAUUUAUUUUUUACUAUCUGAAUUAUUUAUUUUUCUUCCAAGGCCAUACAUGGCACACACAGAAAUACCGCCAGGAGUUUCAUCAUUAAGUCUGGUCAAGUAAAAAUGUCUUUAAUUUCAGUUGGCUGCUUGGUCUCCGAUGGCAACAGCUUGCGUUUUAAAGGGCUGAACACAUGUCUGUAUCUUCACUUUCUGUGUUUUUUAUAUUCUCCAGAUUCCA